Closterium sp. Naga37s-1 is the source of this 1113-nucleotide messenger RNA. NCBI's taxonomy places the organism in Eukaryota, Viridiplantae, Streptophyta, Zygnematophyceae, Desmidiales, Closteriaceae. The record is from the annotation of a GenBank genome assembly.
AUGUCACACAAGGUUCGUGACGUUCGGCUUCACGGCCAUCAGACACGAGAAGGACCGCGCCUUGGCGUCCACGCCGGUGGUCUUCCUGCACUCGGUACAUGCGCACAGAGGGUGGACAUGGGCACAGAGGGUGGACAUGCGCACAGAGGGUGGACAUGCGCACAGAGGGUGGACAUGGGCACACAGAAGGCCAUCAGACACGAGAAGGCCAUCAGACACGAGAAGGCCAUCAGACACGAGAAGGCCAUCAGACACGAGAAGGCCAUCAGACACGAGAAGGCCAUCAGACACGAGAAGGCCAUCAGACACGAGAAGGCCAUCAGACACGAGAAGGCCAUCAGACACGAGAAGGCCAUCAGACACGAGAAGGCCAUCAGACACGAGAAGGCCAUCAGACACGAGAAGGCCAUCAGACACGAGAAGGCCAUCAGACACGAGAAGGCCAUCAGACACGAGAAGGCCAUCAGACACGAGAAGGCCAUCAGACACGAGAAGGCCAUCAGACACGAGAAGGCCAUCAGACACGAGAAGGCCAUCAGACACGAGAAGGCCAUCAGACACGAGAAGGCCAUCAGACACGAGAAGGCCAUCAGACACGAGAAGGCCAUCAGACACGAGAAGGCCAUCAGACACGAGAAGGCCAUCAGACACGAGAAGGCCAUCAGACACGAGAAGGCCAUCAGACACGAGAAGGCCAUCAGACACGAGAAGGCCAUCAGACACGAGAAGGCCAUCAGACACGAGAAGGCCAUCAGACACGAGAAGGCCAUCAGACACGAGAAGGCCAUCAGACACGAGAAGGCCAUCAGACACGAGAAGGCCAUCAGACACGAGAAGGCCAUCAGACACGAGAAGGCCAUCAGACACGAGAAGGCCAUCAGACACGAGAAGGCCAUCAGACACGAGAAGGCCAUCAGACACGAGAAGGCCAUCAGACACGAGAAGGCCAUCAGACACGAGAAGGCCAUCAGACACGAGAAGGCCAUCAGACACGAGAAGGUAAUCACCCUAGACCCGCCAGCGGUCUUUCUGCAAAGGGUGCAGUCGGUGCAAGCAGGCCGCAGCACAAGCAGAGUCACGGUCAGUGCUGCAGUCGACACAGCAGAGCCAUAG